This is a messenger RNA of Pocillopora meandrina, 1484 nucleotides long. Lineage: Eukaryota; Metazoa; Cnidaria; Anthozoa; Scleractinia; Pocilloporidae. The record is from the annotation of a GenBank genome assembly.
AACCUGGUCAUUUCUACAUUUCUGGCUGUCGUCGGUUGCUUGAUAACUUGCACACGGCAACAAAACUGCCCGUAUGUGAAGCAUGUCUUCACCGUGGACAAAAAUUUGGUGGCCGAUCACUCCCUUCACAAUCACGUUAUCGCUACAUUAACAGUGUCAGGAGCUGUAGAAUGUUAUAAUAACUGCCGAAUGAAUUGCCAGUGCAACUCUCUUAAUUUCUGGUCAACUAAAAACGAGAAGAAUUGUGAGUUGAAUAAGGAAAACAAGUUUUUGAAACCAUAUGACUUACAUCCGGAUCUUGGUGCUCAGUAUUACGAUCUGCACGUUAUUUACAGCGUUAAGGUAAGAUGUAAAUUUGAUCGCGGUAUACGGGAAAGGUUUGAAGGGAGACCUAAAACCUUUUAAGCGGGAGGGGUAGGUCUUCAGUACCUCUAAACUCAUUCAACUUAUUUUGAUACCUUCAAAAAACAAAAGUCGCAGUUUUUCGAAUCUAGGAAACCAAGUGAAGCAUAUGUUCAUAUAAAACUUCCAGAAGUAGAUUUAAAUGUAUAUUGUUUAAGUUACAAAUGUACGCAUUUACAAAUGCAUCGCCAAGAUCACGCCCUAUUUCAGGCUGAGCUGUCUGCAAGGACACUUUUACUAGAACGAUAAAUAGUAGAAUUGCAUAACUGAAGAGUAAAGCGCUCGAAUACACAUACUUUGAAUAAGGGCACACACCCUGGUCUUGGCCAAACAUUCAGGGAAAUUCCAAGGGACUCAUAAACACCUUUGUUCUCCUAACCUCAUGUGAUCGAAUUUGCUCUACCAAGCCUUCAUAAUUAAAGGUUUCUAGAGGUUACCUCAGCUUAGUUCCAGUCCCUCUCAGAUGAUUGUAUAUUAAAAAAAAAAAAGAAAAAAGUAAAAACGGUCGGGGUAUGUUGUGAGGGAAAUGACUUUUCAUUAUAAACUGUGGUGUUUUGCAAGGAUUUCCAGCCCAAACUAAGAAAAGCUGUAACUGUACACGUGUAAAAUUAUGAUAAUUCUUGACUGAUGCGUGUUUUUGAUAUCGCCAAUCAGCUGCUGACACGUCACUCGUCUUUCGUGCUACUCUGUCAUUAAUUAAAAAGUCGAAGUUAUUUUCUGGUCGGUUAAGACCCAUGGUUUCUAUAUAAUAAAAAAAAUAUAUGGUUGCUCUUAGAUAUGAAAUUCCUCUUCUCUGGUCAAUGCGACGUCUCACAAGUGAGCGCAGCAAACGAGUUAGAUAUCGAGUUGGAGACUCGAAGAGAAAUUCCAUAUCCAUGUGCACCCAUGCUUCAUUCUCUUUUUAUUUGCUUGGGUGUCUUUUGCAGGGCGUCCCUUGUUCAGAAUGCCAAAAUGGUUGUUGUAAAUCUGCACCAUGUUUCGCUAAAUACACUGAUCGUUGCGAAGAGCUUUGUGAUGUCAAGGGAAAGAGAUUCCGCUGUGUUUGCAGAAGUGGUUACACAGGAGACUUGUGCCAAACUCCU